AUGUUCGAUAACGUGUUACCCGAGGGUGUCGAGCGCAAGAAGAAGAGUGCAUCAGCUAGAAGGCGAGCGCGAAAAGCCCGGAAAGUUGCCCAAGCAGGUUCGGGUGAGCCGCAACUGAAAGCCGAGACCAUGCACAAGACUCCUGAGCAGGCGGAGGCGGUGCGAGAGAAGAAGAUCAAGAAAGAAGAAGCUCGAGUGAAGCGCCAGCAGAAGGCGCAAGUAGCGCGCGCUGAGAAGAUGAGAAAGAAGGAGGAAGCGAAAGUGAAGCGAGAACAAGAGGCGCAAGCAGCGCACGCUGAGAAGAUGAAGACGCUGACCGCUAGGGGUGCGUUUCUCGUUCACUCGUAUGACGACCUCCGUCCAUACAAUGGAUAUCCUCACAUCUACGGUGAACGUAUGUUCCAGAAGCCUGUGAACAAGCCUCAAACUGUUGGCUUCCUCGACAUACCUCUCGAGAUCCGUCUGAUGAUCUACGGGCAUGCCCUUGAAUUCGACGAGCUGAUCGAGCUGUGGCCAGAGACCGGAAACAUGGAUACCGAGUAUUACCGAAGAGUACGCAACGGGUCUAGACUUCGAAAAAUGUUCGGCAGACGCGGCGCACGCAACCUCGGCUUGCUACGUACAUGCAAGCAAGUAUGCGCUGAAGCCACCGAGGUCUUCUACGGCAACAAUGAGUUCCGCUUUUCGGGUCUCAACGGCCACAUGGUAGCGUAUGCGUUCGCGACGAAGAUUGGGUCGAGGAAUCUGGGAUUCAUGAAAUCCAUGACCAUGGCUAUCCCUUGCCGCUCGGGAGACCGCGGUUGCAUGGCCUCACACUGGAACCCACACACCUGGCUUCGCACACACGAGGUAUACGACCUCAUGCCUUUCCCAUAUCCGUGGACCAAAGGGAAACUCCGUAAGCGCUUCCCGCGACUAGACUUCGAAGACUCGUGGCGUAGUCUGGCUUGGAUGCUGGCGGGCGCUUACAGACUCAACAAGAUCACAUUCGUCCUGCCCCAUUAUAUCCGGUUCCGCCUCGAGGCGCGGGGUCUGCAGCGCCAUAUGAGGUGUUGCGACCGACAACUUGUCAGUGCAGUGGACGAUAUCGUAGCGGCAAAGCCAUUUCUCCAGGUUGCAAUCGUACGCAUGUUCAAGGAUCCGAAUGAGGACGCCUCCUGUGACAGCAGUCAGCGCUUCCUCAUCAGAGAACUGAAGUCGAUUGUUUUCUGCAACGUUCAUCUGGCUAGAUUCUGCAAGAACCGGAAUUGGGAACUUGACCCCCAGCCAUACGUUGAUAGGGAUGGCGAGUUUGUCGAGGACCAGGCGUUGGAUGCGAGCGAGAAUCCAAUGGACAUGCUUCCCGAUAUCGAGCGUUUGUUCGUGAGGGCGGCAGCUGAGUAG
Alternaria triticimaculans is the source of this 1383-nucleotide messenger RNA. RefSeq lists its product as uncharacterized. The record is from RefSeq and is a predicted model, not a curated record. The transcript has 3 exons. Bases 1 to 1383 code for a protein of 460 amino acids. Lineage: Eukaryota; Fungi; Ascomycota; Dothideomycetes; Pleosporales; Pleosporaceae.